UUAGCUUUCUGUUAAGAGUGGAGCAGCAGCAGUUAAAUUACUGUCAGACUAAAAUCAGUUUUCACUCUACUGCCAAACCGGUCGAAACUCAAGAAUAAAAUAACCGAAAAGUACGUAAAAUAAAGCGGCGCGUGCAAAAUUAAAGAAGGUUAAGUGCGAAUUUGGCGUUACAUUUAUCAACAACAACCAGAGACAUAAAUAAAAAUUUAACAACAUGACGACAACACUACCCAAAGUUGACAUUGAUCAGCCCAAAUAUGAUCAAAGCACUUAUAUGAACCGUGCCAAACACUUUUUCCUGCUGACCAAUCCUUUAAAUCUAUUGGCCACAAAUUCCGAAUUGGAAAGAGCAAAGAGAAUUGUCAAUGAUUAUCGUGCUGGUAAACCCGUGUCAGAUGUUAAGAAUGUCGAGGAUUUAUGGCGCGCCAAAUAUUUGUACGAUUCCGCUUUCCAUCCCGAGACCGGCGAGAAAUCUUUGAUAAUUGGUCGCAUGUCAGCUCAGGUUCCCAUGAAUACCUUAAUUACUGGAUGCAUGCUUUCGUUCUACAAAACUACACCGGCUGUUAUUUUCUGGCAGUGGGUAAAUCAAACAUUUAACGCAGUGGUCAAUUAUACAAACCGUUCCGGUUCCACACCCCUCUCCAAAGAGCAAUUGUUGACUUCAUAUGUUUUGGCUACAGGUGGUGCCUUGACCACAGCUUUAUCUUUAAAUAGAAUAGUUAAGAACAUGAAUCCCUUAAUCGGCCGUUUGGUUCCAUUGGCCGCCGUGGCUGCUGCCAAUUGCAUUAAUGUUCCCAUGAUGCGUAUGCAAGAAUUGAAGAAUGGUGUCACCCUUUUGGAUGAACAAAACAAUGAGAUGGGUAUUUCCAAGAAAGCAGCUGCUGUGGGUAUUACAGCUGUAGUAGCCAGUAGAAUAAUUAUGGCCACACCUGGCAUGGUUUUAACUCCCAUGUUGAUUAACAAAUUGGAAAAGGGAGGUUUCUUGAAACGUUUCCCCAAGGCUGGUGCUCCCAUACAAACCCUGUUCUGUGGUUUUGUAUUAAUCUUUGCCACUCCCCUGGGCUGUGCAUUCUUUAGCCAAAGAGCUGCCAUAGAUGUUAAGAGCUUAGAACCUGAACUCCAGGAAUCUAUUGAAAAGAAGAACCCGGAUUUAACUCAAGUUUGGUUCAACAAGGGCUUGUAAAUUUACCAUCUCCUCUAUAUCAUAUGCCAGCCACAAGAGUAAUGCAAUUAAGAGCUUAGCCAUCUUACAAACUAAAAAAGAAGUAACUAAACUUAGUUUAAUAAUACAUAGUAAUUUACUACACACCCAUGCUAAAAUCAACUAAAUGUGUUUGACAAUAAUUUCAACAAAAUACAUAGUUUUUAAUUAAAUUAAUUAAACAAAUUUAGAUGUGAGUAGGUAGAAAAAUACUCUCUUAACAUUUUAAAUGUUUUUAAUACAUAUUUUUCCAAUUCGUUGCAUUUAUUUUUGUGUUCUUCCUAAGUUAAAGGCAACACGUACACAUACUCUAUUCCAAGCUAUUAAGAAACAUUAAAAUACCUCAGAGAAUAUAUACAUAAUAGAUAAAAUGUCCUUAAUUAAGGUUUAAUAAAAAACAAAAUAGUAAAAAUGUAUGUAAGAGAUCAAUCAUCACAAUUACAUAACUAAACAGUAAUUAGUUUGUUUAGCUAGUUUCUUUCUUAACAUGUCCUAAUUUAGUUUCGUUUUAAGAAUAUGAAUAAAA
This is a messenger RNA of Calliphora vicina (urban bluebottle blowfly), 1727 nucleotides long. It is a transcript of the gene Sfxn1-3, whose product is annotated as Sideroflexin-1-3. The coding region runs from base 215 to 1183 and encodes 322 amino acids. Lineage: Eukaryota; Metazoa; Arthropoda; Insecta; Diptera; Calliphoridae. The transcript has 8 exons. Gene Ontology annotation, cellular component: mitochondrial inner membrane. The record is from RefSeq and is a predicted model, not a curated record. Gene Ontology annotation, molecular function: monoatomic ion transmembrane transporter activity. Gene Ontology annotation, biological process: monoatomic ion transport; serine import into mitochondrion.